CCCGCACUCUCACACACCCCAGCUCCUUAUUCCACUCGCAUACUUCUGCCUCUUAAUCCACUUGUGAUUUCCCCUCUUCUCCCCUGUAGUUCCGAGCAAUGUCAGGUGCUCCCCGCGUUGAGCUCCCCAACACGGACACCGAUUUCGACCUCCAGCAAACCCCCAACGGCACCCCAGACUUCCUAUCGGAAAUGGACGGCUCUCCAGCCCCCCAGACCAACGGCAACGCCAACAAGGACCUGAAAAACAGCGCAAUCAAGGCAAAGAACGGAAUUCUAGAGACUUCAAACGCCAUGAACGCCGCAAACAACCACCCCAGCGUCCAGAACGCUAAGCAGACUGUUAUGAACGGUCCUGUUGCACAGAACGUCAAGGCCGAGGGCGCAAAGACGCGCAACGAGUUUGCUGAUCUCGCCAACUCCAAGACGAUUCCCGAGCACAAGGCAGCGACUGGCCAGAACCUCACUCACUACCACAGCAUGUUCUACCGCUUGUUGAGCUGGAAGAACCCCCGCGCUACCGGAAUAGCGUUUGGUGCGACCGUCCUCUUCAUCUUCGCCGCCCGAUACCUGAACCUGAUCCGCUACAUGUUCAAGAUGUCCUACAUGGUACUCGGACUUACGGCAGCCGCUGAGGUUGUCGGUAAAAUGGCUCUCGGACGUGGUCUUACUUCGCAGUUCAGGCCUCGCCAGUACUACACCAUUCCCAAGGCUUCGCUUGAGCGCAUGACCGACGACUUUGAGCAGCUCAUCAACUUCUUCGUUAUUGAGUCUCAGCGUAUCAUGUUUGCCGAGAACGUCUACGUCACUGUCGCCAUGUUCUUCGCUUCCUUCAUCUCCUACUUCCUCAUCAAGUUCGUCCCGCUCUGGGGCUUGGCUUUGAUUUCGACAUUCAUUACCUUCCUCGGUCCCCUCAUCUACAUCCAGAACAAGGAGGUCAUUGAUGCUCAGUUGGAGAAGGGCUACAACGUUGCCAACCAACAGGCCCAGCAGGUCAAGGGUCUUGCUAACCAGCAUGCUGGAAACGCCAUGAAGACUGUCCAAGGAUACACCCAGCAGGCCACGGCCAAGGCCCAGGAGACCGUCAACCAGUACCGCGGGCGUUCCACUUCCCCAGAGGUCAAGAAGGAGGCUUUCCCCUCUGCCCCAACACACGCACCCGCCACCGAGGAGUCCUCUGACGAGGAGCUCGAGGAUGAGAAGCCCGUUGCGCAGCCUGCCCUAUAAGCCGUCUCUCUCCAACUAUAGCAUGUAGAGUAGACAGGCUUCUCCAUGGUCUCGCCCUCAAAUCCGCCACAAUCGAUCUCUCACACAUACCCUUCUCACGGUGCUCACGUAUAACGACUUUUGCUCGGUUUCUGUGUGUAUUCUCCGAGCCUGAAAUUGCAAUCGGAGUCAGCGUCGUGUAUCCUUUU
Molecule: messenger RNA, 1414 nt
Organism: Alternaria rosae
Lineage: Eukaryota; Fungi; Ascomycota; Dothideomycetes; Pleosporales; Pleosporaceae
Product: cell lysis protein-like protein
Exons: 5
Coding region: 99-1226 (375 amino acids)
Source: RefSeq, a predicted model, not a curated record